AUGGUGAAAGAGAGCAUGAGAGUGAAUCUUUAUGCUAAACCUGAUGUUGAACAAGGUCUGCCCACAGAAUAUGAAGAUGAAAAAAAAUCUAAAAAAUUUCUACCCAAAUCACGUAAUUUUUCAACCCUUGCUUUGAGGAAGUUGAGAGAUAUUAAAUUAAAAUUAGAGGACAUUUAUGAUGAUUUGACCCCUAUGCAAAGAUUAAUUAUCAGUGGUAUCUGUCUUUUUAUAUUUUGUAUUUAUUAUACUUGGGGUGGUUCACAUUAUGAUCCGGUUAUUAGAACAGCACUAGGCACUAGAGGUUAUAAGAUUCCUGUGACAGAUAUCCAGCAACAUAUUACACAUCCAAAGGAUGAUGGUGCUAAUGAAAAGGGUGUGUUUAUCACCUUGUGCAGAAAUGAAGAUUUAUUUGAAUUGACAGAAACAAUUAGAAAUAUUGAAGAAAAAUUUAAUAAUAGAUAUCAUUAUGAUUGGGUAUUUUUCAAUGAUAAUGCUUUUACUAAGGAAUUUGUAGAAGUCACGAGUGCAUUAGCAUCAGGGAAAACACGUUAUGCUAAAUUAUCUCAGGAAUAUUGGGGGUUACCAGAUUGGAUUGAUGAAGGUGUUAUGAAGAGGGGGUUUGAAAAAUUAACAGCGGUAAACGCAUUAUAUGCUGAUUCUGUACCAUAUAGACAUAUGUGUCGUUUCCAAGCAGGACUGGUUUACAAUCAUCCAUUAUUGAAAGAAUACAAGUAUUUUUGGAGAGUGGAUCAUGAUGUCAAGGUUCAUUGUAAAGUUCAAUAUGAUCUUUUCAAAUUCUUAAGAGUUAAUAAGAAGAAAUAUGGGUUUAUAUUAUCAUUACAUGAAUAUCCAGAAACUAUCCCUACUUUAUGGCAAUCUACGAAGGAAUUUAUGGAAAAGCAUCCUGAACAUGUUAGUAAAAAUAACUUAAUGAAAUUUAUAUCAGAUGACGAGGGAAAAACUUACAAUUUGUGUCAUUUCUGGUCUAAUUUUGAAGUUGGAUCUCUGGAUUUCUUCAGAUCAAAACAAUAUCAAGAUUACUUCAAAUAUUUAGAUAGCAAAGGUGGAUUUUACUAUGAAAGAUGGGGUGAUGCUCCAAUUCAUUCGAUCGCCGCUUCAGUACUAUUGGAUAAAUCAGAAGUUCAUUUUUUUGAAGGUAUGGGUUAUUCACAUUUACCAUUCACUUCCUGCCCAGCUGAAGCUGCUAUUAGAUUACAAAAUGAGUGUACUUGUGAUCCUCAUGAGGAUGAUACAUGGGAACCAAGUUUCUUCUGUAACACUAAAUUCUUUAAUGUUCAAAAUAUGUUACCACCUGUUGUAAAUUAUAAUUAUUAG
Messenger RNA from Henningerozyma blattae CBS 6284, 1335 nucleotides. RefSeq names its product mannosyltransferase KTR3. Gene Ontology annotation, cellular component: Golgi apparatus; membrane. The transcript has a single exon. Gene Ontology annotation, molecular function: alpha-1,2-mannosyltransferase activity. Gene Ontology annotation, biological process: cell wall mannoprotein biosynthetic process; protein N-linked glycosylation; protein O-linked glycosylation. The coding region runs from base 1 to 1335 and encodes 444 amino acids. Lineage: Eukaryota; Fungi; Ascomycota; Saccharomycetes; Saccharomycetales; Saccharomycetaceae. The record is from RefSeq and is a predicted model, not a curated record.